This is a messenger RNA of Lymnaea stagnalis (great pond snail), 14467 nucleotides long. The record is from the annotation of a GenBank genome assembly. NCBI's taxonomy places the organism in Eukaryota, Metazoa, Mollusca, Gastropoda, Lymnaeidae.
AAAAAGAAAAACUAUGGAAAAACUAGCAAGAGUUAUUAAAAGGGUUAACCGUUUACACAGUAGAGGUCGCUAUAAAACUUAUACUUCCGGUUAGACCCGACGUUCACCCAUGUUUGUAAGUGUAGUAAAACGAAAAUACUUGUAUGUUUAAAUGGGAAACAAUAUGGUACAGUGUAAAUGUUUAAUGUUUAUUUCAAUUUUUACCCCUUUUAAAAAAUUUGAUUUGACUCUUCUUCUAUCCCAAAGCAUUUAUUCUUUAAAAAUUACGAUUUAGGAGAAUAAAUAAGAUUCAAUCCCCUAUUUUCGAUGAUUACAAAACUUGAUUUACACUACACAACUUACACUGACUACAUUACUAGAUACAAUAUUUAAGAUGAGACUUAGGGCCUACAUUUAACCUCAUUUAGGCCUAGAGAAAAAGGGAAAAAAAUUACUUCACAUUCGUCAUUCGUUUAUCGAAGUGAUUAUUCACAGAGCUGUGCGGAUAACGCUCGCCGUUAUUCACAGAUUUUGGUCUGCUGAUUACGCUCAGCAUUAUUCGCAGUAUGUGAUAAAUUAAAUUAUGAAUAUAAAAUACAAAGUUCGUAUGUAAACAUCUCCUCGGUAGUGUAGUGGUCAGUAUCUCCGCCCGUCACCUGGCACACAUAGGUUCGAUUCCCGGUCGGGGAAGCCUCAUUUUUAUAAAUAAAAUUAAAAAAAAAAUAUUUAAUGGUUAUUUCGUAGUGUUAUAUUAUAAUAAUAUUCUUCAUAUAGCUUUCUUAUUCUGUUCACAUAGUUUUAUUAUUAUUUUCAUGUAGUUUUGUUACUUAUGUUACAAGUUUCAAUCUAUUUUGUUAGAAUGUUCAUUCAAGUUUCGUUAAAAAAAUGUAAACAACAUGGACACGCAGAUGAGCCGCAUAAACCAUGUUUAAGCCAGAUACAGCUGUUCUAACUGUACAUUGUGAUAUACUUUUAGCUCUUUUGACUGUUUCAUUUUCUUUGUAUAAUUCCACUCAUAGACUUUAACAUCCAUUUGUUUUUUUCUCUAAUAAACAAAUAAAUAUUAAUAACUUACUUAUUCAAAUAUUUUAGAUCUCAGAGUUAUGUAUUAAUGUUUAGUUGAAAAAAUAUGUCACGUUUCAUUUGUUUCAUUUUAUUUUCUAGUAUCAUAAUAAGUAGGGACACAAUAUGCCGCUCCAGAAAUAGUUGAAAUAACACUUAGUGAUGACAAUGAAAUGAACAUACCGGUACCGUACUUAAAACAUAUCAAUAUCAUUGACAUCAACAAUUUUAGCUCUUGUAAAAAAAAUGUUGAUAAUUGAAACAAAAAGCCAUACUGUCACUGUUGUAACUAUGGCUAAAUACAAAAAAAAGCAUACAAAAAUUAAUUGGAACCCUGCUGGUCGUAGGAUGCACUGCAAGUCUUUGGGAAGUAAAGUUCCCUUGGGGCAAUUGAAGCAGCGUUUAUGGUGGAGACACCUCUCUGCAUCAUAACACUGUUGCACGGCAUGUCAACUAUUUCUGACAGAACAUUUCUGGACUAUGUGAUAUAUCAUAGUGCUUUAAAAAAAACUAAACGAUAUCCUAUCAAGCUUUGACAUCAUUUAAAGAUAUCUCUACAGUGGGUGAAAGUGAGUCUACAUGAAGAAUACUGGUACCAUUUUUAUUACUGGUAUAACAUUUAAUAUGAAAUACCAGAAAAUUAGCUAUGUCUAGGAGUAGGAGGUUUGACUGGAUCUAUUAGUAACACUCUAUAGGUCGAAUAUGUUGGCCCCUAACAGAGCAGAUGUAGGCACAAUUAAUUGUCCUAUAUCCAAUAUAUUGGCUAUAUUUAGGCCUAUUAAAUUUUUUAAAUUUAACUUGAGCAUACCAGUAGCUUCGGUUUUGAAAUGUGUUUGUGCAAUUCUCAUUAACGAUCGAUCUAUCCUACACUACUUAAAACUACUCCCCUACCCUGGCUUGGAAUGUGAUCUUAAUUAUUUCUAGAAAUGUGCGUAAUUAUGGGAACAUUUCUGUCUAACAAUAAGGCUCUGCAAUAUUCGCAGAUUUUGGUCUGCCGAUAACGCUCAGCGUUAUUCGCAGAUCUCGGUCUGCCGAUAACGCUCAACAUUAUUCACAGAGCUGUGUGGAUAACGCUUCCCUUCGUUUAUUCGCCUUAAUUAUAAAUUAUGCCUUGCCUUAUGAUAUAAAUAUAUGAUAUGGCUUAUGGCCUUGCCUUAUUACUUUCAAUAGUUUCAACAAACAAAAUCAGUACUCACUCUGCAUUCAGUCAAAGUGAAAUAUGAUGCAAACAGCUUGAUGGUGAUCAGGCCUGGCAAGCUGCAAAUGCAGACCUGUUUACUCUUACGAUUUUGGCGUACAAUGUAUGAUUUUGAGGUGUACAAUGUACAAUUUUGAGGUGUAUACAUUAUAUAUUAUAUAUACUGGAUGUUUAUUUUUUUACUAGUAAGAUAAUUUAUUGAACGGUUUCGUGAUGAUAUUGUAAGAGUUUAAGGGUAAACGGAUCUGCAAAUGACUUUUGCGACUGCCAGUUUUGGCCUCACUUUCAGAGUAUCUUACUCCUUAGUCUUGAUUUAGUGAUGGUGGGCUAAGUGGCCAUACAGUUUACCACACACCAAUUUUCUUGCCAAAUUAGAAACAGCAACUCGUUUAGCCUUGGCCUUAGCCCACUUUAAAUAGUAAUAUUAAAUAUUAAUAUAGUAUAGGACCUAUGCCAAAGCCUAUAAUAUAGGCCAUACUACUAUAUAUUGUCUAAAAUGAUCAAUGGAAAUUAAAUCUACCUUUAUAUUUAUUUAAUUAAUGUCUAUAUUCUAUUCAUUUUAUUUGACUUUUAUGAUUUACUUUGACAUAAAUUUCGAAUUACUACAAAAGUUUUUUUAUUGAUCAACAGCACAAAAAAAAAAAAUAGAUUAAAAAAAAUUCCCAUACUAACAAAAAUAAAGCAAAAGCACAUUUAGCUAAAUUUUAGUAACAUGUUUAAUUAAAAACAACUGAAAUAUGAAAUAACCUAGCCGCACAUAAUUUCAGUCAAAACAUUGAAGCUAAAUAUACUUCAUGGAGUGCCCUAAACCAUGGUAAAUGGCAGGCACGUAACUAAUGCUUGACCAAACAUUUUUUAAUUUUAAAGGGCUUAUUAAAAUCUGAUAGUAAUUUCUAAUUUUUUAUCUCACAAAGUGUAAUCAGAAACAACUAUGAACACGGAAGAAGAUAGUUCCAUGCAAGCAGAAACCAUAGAACCAGUGAAAGAAAGUGCAGGAAGUAGUGGUGCCAACGAAAACUUUGUAGUGCUAGACAUGGCUGGAGAUUCUGAAGAUUCUGAUAAAGAUGACAAAACUACUAAAGAGACUAAAGACAAAACUCAGAAAGUGUCUGGCUCUGAUAAUGGGGGGAAAGCAACGGCAACAGAUUCUGCAACUAAGCCUGGCACUUCAAAUACAAGACUAAGGAAGAAACCAAAAGCACCAGUCGUAGAUGUUAACAGCUUGAGAAGUAAGAGCUACCACACGUGACAAUAUUCUUUUACGGUGUCAUGCUAGAAAAUAACUACUCAUCGUUAAUAUUUUAUUUUAAAAACCCUGUUACCGGGCUCUUUUGAAUAUGAAGGUGCAUAAUUUUAACUAGCACAUGUUACUGUUGUUGAUUAAAAUUAGUUUUAAACUGGGAUUUGUUAUUCAAACCCUCUUUUUGUUUCACUUGCUUGUUUUACCAGAGCGUAAAUGGCAACUGAAAGUCUAUCCAUUACAUGCUGAAGAUCUGCAGUUGAAUUAUAUGAGCAUAUUAUGCAAGCUGGCAUCAGAAAGUCUUCUUUAUAUUCCAAGUGAAGGAAGGCAUGGGUAAAUAAAUUUAAUGUGCGUGAUGUGUAUACAACUGUUAGAAAAGUGCAUUAGCAUUUCAAAUAAUUUAUUAAAUCUAAUGUGCAUCUGACCAUCUUAUUUAUGAAAUAAAGUUGAUUUGGAAUUGUUACCUAAGUAUUAACAUAAGUAUACAUUUUCAUAGCAAAGCUGAGUUGUAUGUUGCAACCCAGAAAGAGACUGCUGCCAUCAUUGGGAAACUUUUAAGGAUGGAAUUUCACCACAAACUCUUAAGCAUAGAAGUAGUGAGGAAGGAUACUGGUGGAAAAGAAGAUGGUGAUGAAUCCAAGAAAGAAUGCAAAGGUUAAUAUUGCCUGUUUUAUUAUAUGUAUAAUGUGCUGCCAUGAAAUGUUUUGCUAAGUCCCAAGUAUACACAACUCUAUUAAAGAAAUUUUAAAAUUAUUUUAUUGAAGAAAUGUGUCGUAUUUCAUUAUUAAUAUAUUAAACUUUUACUUUGUUUUUUACUAAUAUUUCCUAAUAUUUUUUUUAACGAUUCUGCCUGGGACUUCUAAAAUAUUUUCUUAGCACCCAGCAGAAUUUAAUUCAUAAAAUGGGUCUUCACUCAAAAAAAAUUUGCUGAGCCCUGCCUCUCACUGAUAAGGCAUAACUUGUUAUAUUUCAUGAGCCCUUUUAUAUUUCUUCUUUUCUAUGCUCAUGAGGCUUUAAAUGAUUUUUGAAAGUUUAUUUUUUUCUAAAUUGAAAUCAACAGGAAAAAGUAAAGUUAAAUGAUAUGUUCCUCAUUUGAUUCACAUAACUUUCUUCUCUUUUUUUUAUAUUUAGCCUUCCUUAUGUUUGACAAGUUCUUAUCAAAAAAGAUUUUUGAUGCUAAAGGUGAAAAGGGUGAGUACUUAUAAUAAAUUUUAAAAGAGAGUUUCUCUCAUUUUUAACAUUGCCAAUUUUAAAAUCAAACUACCUUUUUUUCCUUGUUUAAAUUUUUUCUCCAGAUUUAUACACCAUUUUUUAAAAAGAUUAUAUCUCCCUUCAAAAAGGAUACCGGCCUUCAACUUUGGAUAUCAGCAUAUUUUAUAAAAUAUUAAAUAAAUGUGAUUGCCACAUUUCUAAAAUGGAUCCUCAUGGCUGUUGGAUCAGUGCUCUAAAUGGUAAUUAGGAAAUUGCCUGUACUCCGUUUCCAACUUCGCUACGCUUUGCUACUGAUCUGUAGCUCAUCGCCGUAAUCGUACAUACUGUUCCACAAAGCAUCCGACAACGCAUACUUGUUACUUUAGAACACUGGGCUUCAGCUAUUUGCCAUUAUCAGACUAAAACACUCAAAUUGGGCUUGAUUGCAAGCUCUCAUGGCUUGUAUCUAAAAAUUUCACAAGUCUGUGGCGAGUUCUGGAUAGUUUCGUACAACUUUGAACCCUUCAGGGCUGGUCCCAACUAACUAGUUCUAACUCGACAUCAGGACUAUAUAUCGUUUACUCCUGGUCUCUGGUUCACGCAUCAUACGAAUGACGUAUACAUGAUCUGCACACUGAAAAUAAAAUACCUGUGCUCUUCAAAUAAUUAUUUAAAUUAAUCUGCAAUGAAUUUGUAUUCAUUAAGACUGAAUUUGAUUUAGAGAUUUCUUUAUUAUUAUUUGAGAAAAUGUUUCCUUACGAUAGUAAAAUAAAUUUAUGAUUUGAGUUUUCACCCAAAUGCAUAAUUCCUGUUAAAGUGCAAAAUAAAAAUGGCAUUAGAAACUACAAGAAUUAAAUUUUUGAAUUAAACCAUUUGGACUUUGAAAAUUUGUUUAUAAAAUAUUUGAGUUGUGAUGAAUCAAAAUUUUUAACAAUUCCAUUUUUAAUUAGUACAUAAGAUUUUGGACCUAAUUACCAGAUUAAAAUCUGAUCUAAAGGACUUCAUUAGGGGCUUUUUAGCACUUCCAGAAAAAAACUAAUAACAAUGUACAAAAAUAAUUUCAAAUUUAUUUCAACAACCAGUAUGCUACUUUGAUAUUUGAUUAAGCUAACAACAAGAAGGAGCCUCUGAAUUCUACAUAACAUUGAUAAAAAUAUUCUGUUUCAUUGAAAACAAAGAAGAUUUUAUUGUAACAAAGUGUUUCUUCAUGUCUAAUAUAUUCUCUAUAGACCCUUAAUGUUCUAGAGCCAGGCUGCAUCGCUGCAGAGGGAAAACAAAAUAAGGACCUUCUCAUAAGCUGUGACACUUCUCGCUUUCGUACACCUCGUAAGAAGCUGUCACAGCCGUCUCCUUGUCAGCAACAAGCCUGACAUGUAACAGGCCUUGACCUCCAUCAUCAGGCUUUCACUUGCUGCUUGCCUAGAAACCUAGGGCACUAUUGACAUAGUGGUGCUUAGUGUGAUGUUGUCACAGCAGUAACAUUUGUUGUUGUUCUAACAAGCCAUGCUCUUUUUAUCUCCCAAAACAGCAAACUUGUUGUAGCUGGUCUUCUUUAAUGAACUACGAGCCGAUUUCAACUAGAAUCCCUCUUGUCAAUGCCUGUCAGCAAUGUUUUUUUAAAAUACGCAUUAUGAUCUAUUGAGCGAUUUGGAAUUAUUCAUAGUGCUGCUUAGUUAUUUUGAGUCAGUUUUUUUACAUUAUGAAAAAUUUUAUAAUUAAAGAGAGCAAGCGAAUAAAGGCUAUUUAAUUUUUUCACUGGCAAAGUUUAUGUAAAAUAACAAAAAUAAAUAAUAAAGCACUGAUGGCAAAAUAGUACAAGAGUAGCACAAUGACAAAACUCAAAAUUAUUUUUUAAAAAUAAAUAAUUUAUUUUAUGGUUACAGAAAUGAUUAUUAAUUAUAUAAUUUAAAUGAAAAAGUAAUUGAGAAAUUAAAAACAUUGCUGACAGCUCACCAACUACAUCAGCCACAAGAUCAUCUCAACUAGCUGCAUGUCACACAGCAAACUGCAGUGACAUCCAAGUGCUGGAUCCACUAAAAUUUUGCUCCAAACACAGCUCAGUUGAUGGUUUGCUUCUCAGCAUUGACUUCUCACGUCGCCACAAUCUUACAAUCUUAUUUCAGGAAUGCUCAUUGAGAAAAUUGUCACAUUAAACAAGUUGCCCAAAGCGGCCACCAAAGAUUUCAUCGGGGCACUUUUCCCUUUUGCCACUGAAAUUGAAAUUAUCGAGAGUGAUAAUCCUGAUGAACGGUGAGUAGCCCAGGCACUGUGUGUUGACUUGAAUUCCAAAAUAAAUAUAUAUUACAAAAAAUUGAAUACUACGACCAUCUGUUUGGAUCUAAAUGAGCUCAGAUGCACCUAUGUCUGACACAUUAAAACAUUAUGUUGCCAUAGAACAUAAUGCUUUACCAGUUACUACUGCUAGUAACUGCUACUUGUACAAGGGAUUAUCUCUCUCAGCCAAUCAUCUUCCAACCUGAUUACAAUCCAAGGAUUAUACUGCAUCAAGAAGAAAUCUACAUGUCUUACAAAAUGUCCUCUAAAAUGAUUAAAAUCCAAGGAAAGUCCUGCAUCAAGAACAAAUCUACAUGUCUUACCACAACUUUCAGAAAUUUGGUUCAAGGGAUUAUCUCUCUCUGCCAAUCAUCCUUCAACCUGAUGACAAUCCAAGGAUUAUCAUGCAAUAAGAAGAAAUCUACAUGUCUUACCGCAACUUUCAGAAACUUGGUACAAGGGAUUAUCUCUCUCUGCCAAUCAUCCUCCAACCUGACUACAAUCCAAGGAUUAUCCUGCAUCAAGAAAAUAUCUACAUGUCUUACAGCAACUUUCAGAAUCUUGGUACAAUGGAUGAUCUCUCUCUGCCAAUCAUCCUCCACCCUGAUUACAAUCCAAGGAUUAUCCUGCAUCAAGAAAAAAUCUACAUGAUUACAUGUUUUACAGCAACUUUCAGAAUCUUGGUACAAGGGAUGAUCUCUCUCUGCCAAUCAUCCUCCAACCUGAUUACAAUCCAAAGAUUAUACUGCAUAAGAAAAUAUCUACAUGUCUUACAGCAACUUUCAGAAUCUUGGUACAAGGGAUGAUCUCUCUCUGCCAAUCAUCCUCCACCCUGAUUACAAUCCACGGAUUAUCCUGCAUCAAGAAAAAAAUCUACAUGUCUUCCAGCAACUUUCAGAAUCUUGGUACAAGGGAUGAUCUCUCUCUGCCAAUCAUCCUCCACCCUGAUUACAAUCCAAAGAUUAUCCUGCAUCAAGAAAAAAUCUACAUGAUUACAUGUUUUACAGCAACUUUCAGAAUCUUGGUACAAGGGAUGAUCUCUCUCUUCCAAUCAUCCUCCAACCUGAUUACAAUCCAAGGAUUAUACUGCAUCAAGAAGAAAUCUACAUGUCUUACAGCAACUUUCAGAAACUUGGUACAAGGGAUGAUCUCUCUCUGCCAAUCAUCCUCCAACCUGAUUACAAUCCAAGGAUUAUACUGCAUCAAGAAGAAAUUACUACAACUUUAGGAAAUUUGGUAGAUUAAAGCACAAAAUUUACCUCCAGUGAUACAACUUAAUAGGUAUUUUCAGAAAAACUUCUCAUGUACGAGAGAAUCCUGAGGACUGCAGAUUCUUUGAAUAAACAAUAUGUGAUCAUCCAGAUCAGAACAGCACAAAUCAUUUAGAUAACUCGGUUGAUAGUCGGGUACCACAGAACAUCUAUUCUUGUUUAUUUCAUCAUUCAGCACAAGCUUAUGUCAAAAGACCAUGUACAACUUAUGAGAUGUUUUCUUAUGAUGUCAUUUGGUUUAUCAAUAAUCUUUGUCUAAAACAUUGAAUUUUUUGUGCAUAAAAAAUCACAGCCCAUGGAAAAAGUUAUUCAUUUGAAUGUAAGCUUUUUGGAUAAAGCUUCAUCAAUUCAAGAAAUGAAGUUGAAAUUCAAAAAACAUAUCUUCGGCUGCAUUCAAUAAAGAUAACAAUUUCUUACAGCCAUGAAAGUUUAGACGUCACCAAUAUAACAUCUUUAUAUGCAAACAGUUUAAUAUUUUUCUCCAUACCAUCAUUCCUAUUGUCAUAUGUUUACUUUCAGUGAUAUUUUAAAUCAAGCACAAUUUUAAAAAAAAGUUAUCUUUCAAAAAAAAAUAUUUGAAAAAACUCAUUUGCUUUUUAAUUAAUUUGACAAAAGGCUUAUAAAAAUAAAUAUAUAAUUUUUAAAUUAUGGAGAUUAAAAAAAAUAAAAUAAUAAUCUGAACAAGAUUUAUUAAUCUGUUAUACAUUUACUUUGUUCAAAUUAAUAAUGCCACAUAGAUUUGAUGAUGUCAGCCUAUUUUGUAUAAGGUGUCAAUAACUUAACAGUAAAGCUCAUGUCUUUUUUAAUUUUGUAUUGGAUAUUCUUAAAACAGUAAAGAAAAGUUAAAAUUAUUUGUAAUUAAUUUUGAUAGUGUGAAUCAAAUGGUAGUUUCAUGUAGCCAUUGUCAUCAAAAGUAUAUUUUAAAAAUAAUCAAUGAAAAUUUCACAUUUUAAUAUAUAAUAUACAUUACAGAAUUGUCAGCCAUAAAAUGUACUACACUGUUUUAAAAAAGUUUAAAAUUAUACAUUAAUUAUACAUAAUAAUUUUUAACUACAUUAGAAAAGCCACAGUAAGAUGCAAAACUCCGGUAACAUCACUGUUGGUCUACAAGUCCUUCAAGAGGCUUGAAAUAAAUGAUGUCCAUGUCAAACUCUCUGUGGAUGAUUCAGGUACCAGUAUUUAAAAAGAAGAAUUUUUUAAAAAUAAUUUACACAUUUUUAUAUACCCAAGUAUUUAUCAACCACCUGGACUUUUGAAAAAUUCCAUUUGUUACUUAUUAAAUGUUAUUGUAUAACCACCAUAUUAUAUUAUAUAGGUAAAAAAAUUGUUCCUGUGCUGUGUCGAGAUCAAUAUCUUUCGUUUACUUUUUAGCAAUUUGUGGAGUUUGGUUUCCAGAAAUUGGUAUGAAACCAAUUUGUACAAACGAAUUUUGUUCCAACAGAAGUUUGUUUGCAAUUUUAAAAAAUGUUCAACUGAAGUUUUGUACUAAUUUCGGGGUACAGUGGAGUUUACAAUGUCUUAAUUAUUUUUGGGAUUUUGAAUAAAAAACUACAAAGGAUUUUAUGUCCCUGGUAUAAAAUACGAAAAUAAAGACUGCCUUUAUUAUUCAUUGUGUACGGUUAACAUAUUUGUUACCCAUAAUGUGCACUAAAAUUAAAACAUUUCAUUAGAGCAGCUUGGUAAAAAAACUCAUUUCAACCACAAGGUUCCAGACUAGAUGUAUAGGACUAAGUACCUAAGUGAAUGCUUUGCUUCAACUCGUUCACUGACCCUCACUUUCCUGUCUAUCUCUCUGAACUGUUGCUUCCUUACAUCCCCACAAGACAACUACGUUCUUCCAUUGACAGUAGAACCCUCUCAAUCCCAAGAACUAAAACUAAGACCAUCGGUGAACGCUCCUUCUGCUUCCAUGGGCCCACGUUCUGGAACCAGCUCCCCUUCCAUAUACGUCAUAGUGAAACCUCGUCCAUUUUCAAAAAGUCCCUUAAAACUCAUCUGUUUAGGUCCGCCUAUGACCUGUGAUGCACCCUCCUUGCCCUACCUCAUUUUCUGUUUCGGGUUGAUCCUGAAGUGUCAAAGUGUCCUCGUUUUAUAGCCAUUUUCAUUGUUUCUAUAGAAUAGUAGUUACUAUCCUAGUGUCUCAUUUGUAUUUACUUAGUUUACAUGUUUUAAUAAUUGUAAAGCGCUUAGAGCUUUAUGAUAAGCGCUAUAUAAAAAUGCCUAAAUAAAUAAAUAAAUAAAUAAAUAAAUGCACAAAUCAUCACACAUAUUUUAAUUUAAUAUUAUUUAUUCUGGUUUCUCCUGGUCAUGUAUAUGGAUUUUAAAAGAGAAAAAAAAACCCCACCACAAUGCUGUAUGCUUUUUAAUUUAAAAAAGACAGUUAUCAUGAACAUUUUCACAUCAAUUAAAACGUCCUGUUCUGUAACGCAUAUCAAAAUGGAAAAAUAUUUGAGAAAUUUCUUUUGACUCCUAUACAGUUAAAGCUAUCUCUCUCCCACCAAUGUUCUUCAUCCCACGUCCUGAGAAGAAAGACACAGGACCACCUGACUCUAUGGAAAGUUUAAAUCAAAGCUCUCUUCCCCGAAGACCAAUGAUGACGCCCCUUAAUAGACGCAUCCAACAGAUAAAGAAGCGAGCACUCCUUACAAGGAAGAAGCCAACUCGAGGGCAGUUAAUGCGAGGUCAGAGACCUAAUCAAGGGAUAGAUGAUCACAUGGUUGAUGGUCCAAGAGGGCUGGGUGGUCGUCGUUCCAUGCCAAGGCGUGGAGGUGAUGGUCGAUUUGGACUUGAUACAAUAAAAAACCAAGGACCUGGUAUGAAAACUUCCAGUUCCAGUGAAAUUUAACAUUGAUUCAAUUACCAAAGACAGUUUCAAUGAUAUUUAUUAUUUUUUGUGUGCAAAAUAACUAAACAUUUGUUACGAUUAACUUGUUAUAAAACGGAAAAAAAAUUUCAGACUUGCAUCAGCAUAAAAUUUUAUUUCAUUAAGGUAUCUUACUAGUACUAGUUUAAUGAACAUUUCAUGCUUGCACUCCAAUAUUGUUAAAAAAAAAAUCAUUUAUUAAUUUUAAAUAGGCAGCAGAGACUAUCCGGGUGGCCCAGGGCGUCGUAGAAUGAACGAACGUCAGAAUGAUAGAAGAAACAGAGAUAGAGAUUCACGAGAAAGAAGCGCUAGAAGAAGUGAACGUGAGGAAAGUCAGGUUUGUUCUAUCAAGACUUGAAUUUUUUUUUAUGCCUUUAUGAAAUUUGGAUUAACCUCUUUACAUAUGAUGCUGGCAUGAUCUAUAUGGCUGGCAAGCGAGGGUGGUGCAGGGGGGGGGCGUUAGCUCCACCGCAGUGCAUAUGUCUCGAAACCAACUAUGGGCAUGCAAGGGAGGGGAGGGGUUGCCUGCGUCUUGCUUGCUCGCGUCUUGCUUGCUCUGGCGUAUCUAUAUAUAGCCUGCAUCUUGUUGGUCUUUGCUCUAGUUUCUGGCGAAUUAUAUAUAUAGAUUAUAUGUGCAGACUGAUAGUAAUAAUUAUAAGUAUAAGAGUUGAAAUGUUAGUUUUUAUUAAAAAAUAAAAGAUUUACAUACAAUGCCCCCCUCCCCCCUUAAAUCCAUGUUGAUACACUGUUUUCUGGAUUUGAAAUUCAGAAAAACUUCUUUUAAUACCACUUGACUUUGCAAAAGUUUGAGCUAGUCAGUAUAAGUAGAAGCAUCCACCUCCUGUUUCUUAUACUUUAUAUCUAACUUUAGGUUACAAAAGAAAUGUUGCAGCUUCAGAACCAGUUGAACCAGGCCAUUAAAAACCAGAUUGCUAUGCUAAGCACUGCCCAAACUGGUGGAGGACACAUUCGAGCUGAUAGCUUUCCUCUUCCAGGAUCAUCUCAUCGCACUUCACUCUUGGGCCAUGGACCUCGGUAUGGGGCAGGUGCUGAGGUUGGUGCCAUUAGUGGUGCCAGGGGAUUAGAUCAGGUAAGACAUUUAUAUGUUGAUAAAAAUUGACUUCCUUAAAUAAUGUAAUUAGAAUCUAUUUCAUUCCCACUGGCUGCGUAUCCGGAAAUUUGAUAAUUUCGUCGACCGGUAAUUUUAUGGAACGGAAAUUUGGUCAAAUCUUUGUUUUCAGUUUUUACUUUAAAAUUAUGCUUUAUUUCUUUUUGACGUGUGAACUGAAAAAAAGAUUCUACCAAAUUUCCGUCGAUCAAUUUACUGUCUACGAAAUUUCUUUCUAUCAAAUUUCCGGUAACCCACUGACUGCCUGACUUUCUUAUCAUGCCUCAAAAAAGAAGUAAUUCCAAUUUUCUAUGUAACUAUUUUUAAUCUUCUAAUUGUUUAUUAAUUUUAACAAAUUUAGGACAAAUGCAUGGGAUAGAGUUUAACAAAGCAUUACAAUAACAAAGAAAGAGUUGAGCAGAAGUGUAAAUGAGAACUCUGUGGGAAUUGAAUGUGGAAGAGAAUAAAAUAUUUUUUAAUUAUAUUUGAAAAUAUUUACUGCACAAUUUCACUUUCUGCUUUCAUUUCAUUCGAUAGUUUCAUCUAAGUUUAUUAGUUUUCUUUGCAUGCGCAUGAAAGGCCAUGCUGAAAUGUUUGACUCUUGUAACUUAGAAGGAAAAUAAAAUAAAAACAUAAUGACUUCUUCCAAAACAAAUAUGAGAAUAGAAGUAAAAUUUAACAAAAAAUGGUUAAUGGCAGCAAUAUCGCCAAUAGUCGGUUAGGACAAAACGCAGUGUUGUAGUUACAGGUAGGGUUUGGUUUAAUGCUUACGGGACCAUCAACUUUCCUGGUGCAUUUCCUUUUGGCACCAAUGCAGUAAAUAGAGUACCUUAAAUGAUAUGAGGGUGUACCUGCCAGUCUUUUUAAAAAUUAAUGAUAAUAGUGAAUUGAUUUUUAUCUCUUUCUUGCCCAUUGGUCUACUUAUUCACUAAAGCCAAAUUCCGGAACAAAGGGAAGUGACGCAUCUUUAGGGAAAAGCAAAAAAGUAGUCACAAAAAAUACAUUACUGCAAAUUUCAUUUAUUUACAGCAUACAUUUUCAUUGAGGUCUAACACAGAAGUAGAACCCUAUUAUUAUGAACUAAACUUCUGCAUAAAAUCUAGUAACUUUGAAUUGUUGAAUUGAAAGGAUAUUGAACAUCAGUGAUCUUGUCGCUAAGUGACCUUUUCAAAUACACUUGACAUUUAUAAUUAUAUUUUCUACAGCAUCCCCCAGACUUUGGGGGUGGUUCCUGGUCAGCAGACCGUGGUGGCAGGGACAGAAAUGAAAGGGUAGAACGCAUAGCCAGACCUGGGGCAGAGCGUAUGGAUCGUCCAAAUAGACCUGAGAGGGUGGUUGAUAGAAAAAGAAUGGACUUGCCAAAUCGUAUUGACAACAGAUCCGACAGAAUCGAAAGAGAUAGUCGUGAUAGGGCUGAUAGAAGUGAUCGUAACAGCACUGGUGCAGAUUUAACUCGUCAGCCACCACGAGCUCAAAGGCAAGUGCAAGCUUUUGGUGGGGGUGGCCCCACUGCUGGAGAUACUGGACGUACUAAGGAAAGAUCUAACUUAAAUACUGCUCAUGGUACAGAUGCUGCUAGAGGAAGCAGCAGAGGAAGGAGAGGACCAGAAUAUCCUGGAUCCACCAGGUUAGUCUACUUCAUAAUUAUUUAUUAGAUACAGGUACUCAUAUUUAUCUACUAGCUAUCUAUUUCUUGAUUUUUAACAAAAAAAUACCAGGUAAUAUCAACCAAACGCAAAAACAAUUGAUGUCCUCAGCUCAACUGAAAUUUUAGGCCUUAGUGUUUCAAAGUUGUUUCAUACCAUGCAGAAAUUUGUAAAACUUUCAUUAAAAGCAAUGUAAUGUAUUGCAGGGUGUCACAAAGAAAUGAAGGUGCCUACAGUGCUGGCGCUCACGCUCAAGGAGGUGGUUCUGGGCGUUAUGGUGAUUAUGCUGGUCAGGUAGAAGGGGACAAUAGUACAUACUAUAGGCGGUACUGAGUUGAUACAAAUAAACUUGAAAUUAAAUUUAAAAAAAAAAAUAUAUUGGCAUAUAAAAUGCUUAAGAUAAAUUUAAAAAAAAAAAAAGUCUUUUAAAUGUUUCAAAAAUGUGGGUGUUGACAGGAAAUGCAUUAUCCAUUAAAUUUUUAUGGUGGAUUAUGUUGUUUGCGGACGCCAAUUUUAAUUAAUGUGUACAUGGUUACUUUUGAUCCAUCUUUUAUGUUAAAAACUUAAAUAUUCAAUGUUGUAUAUAAUUGUUUUUUUGGAAUGUUUUUAUCAAUAAAAAAAUUAAAACCAACAUU